UGGUUCAUCAAACUUUAAUCUUGAAUACUCACGUCGCCUUGAUCUUGUGACCAAUGCUUUAAUUAACUUUUUGAGAGUGAGAAAGCGUGGGACAUUUUAAUCAAAUACUCACUUCCAUUGUCUUUUCGCACACGACAGCAAGGAAGGGCUGAGUUUGAUCAAAGCAAAGGCCGUUUUAUUGGUUCAACUUAGAUAAAAGAGUCACUCUUGAUCCUUUUAGGGUCAUUUGACCGACAAAGGAAAGCCACUGCUCUGAUGUCGUACGACAUUUUUUGGGAUUAGCUUAAGCUUUGACCACAAAGAAAGCUUCUUUGAGUGAUGUGCUGCCAGUUCAUGCUUCGAUCACCAAAGAUGCGGGGUAGGUGUGCUCACUUCUCCAAAGCUAUAUAAGUCCUGUGUCUACCAAUUUUAUAUACUGCACUCCCUUCCCAACAUUAUCCAGUUUCUUAUAUUCCAACUUCAAUACUCUACUACUCAAAAUGCCAGCUGCACUUUCCAAAGCCAAAGUUGACGCACGAGAGAAAGAAUUAAAGAUUCCUAAUGAACAAAAAGCAGCAAUCUGUCGUGAAAAAGGUGGAAAGGUAACGAUUGAAAAUGCACCAAUUCGUUCAAACGAAUUAAAACGUGGUGAAGCUUUAGUUCGUUUAAUUUAUUCAGGUGUCUGUCAUACAGACUUACAUGCAAUCUUGGGUGAUUGGCCAAUUGAUGCAAAGAUGCCUUUGAUCGGCGGUCAUGAAGGCGCAGGUGUGGUUGUUGCUUUAGGUGAAGGUGCAGAUGAAUUUGUUAAAAAAGGUGAUCGUGUUGGAAUCAAGUGGAUUGCUGAUUCUUGUUUGAAGUGCGAUUUCUGCAGACGUGGUCAUGAACCAAAUUGCCCUGACGCUCAAUGUUCAGGUUAUACUUGGGAUGGUACCUUCCAACAAUAUGCUGUAGCUUCUGCUAGACAUCUCUCCCACAUUCCUGACGGACUCGAUCUCGAAAGUGCAAGUCCACUCUUAUGUGCCGGCGUGACCGUUUACCGUGCGGUAAAGGAAGCCAAAUUGUUACCCGGUAAUGAUGUGGUAAUCAUUGGUAGCGGUGGUGGCUUAGGACAUCUCGCUGUUCAAUAUGCUUCUAACGCUGGUGCUCGUGUGAUCGGAAUCGAUACCGGUUCCGAAAAGGAGAAGUUGUCAAUUCAAUUAGGUUGUGAAAAAUUCAUUGAUUUCCAGAAGGAAAAAGAUCUCGUCCAAGCUGUCAAAGAAGCUUCAUCUGAUGGUCAUGGUCCACAUGCAGCAAUCGUAGCAGCCUCUUCUCCAAAGGCCUACGAACAAGCUUUGGAUUAUUUACGUCCUCGUGGUACUUUGGUGGUUGUUGGUUUACCGGUAACAGACAUUAAAGCAAACGUAUUUUGGACUGUUUUCAAAUCACUCAAUAUCGUAGGAAGUUACGUUGGUAAUCGUCAAGAUGCUCAGGAAGCAUUAGACAUCGCAGCACGCGGAAAAGUCAAGGCGAUUUAUAAAACUUUAGGAUUGAGUGAUUUACCGCAAGUAUAUGAUGAUAUGCAUCAUGGUAAGAUUGCCGGUCGUAUCGUUUUGGAUCUUGAUAAGUGAUGAGUGGGAGGUGGGCUUUCUUUUGUUCCAUGGAAUGUUCUUAUGAAUGAAAUUUUUUUUCUCAGCU
Meira miltonrushii is the source of this 1653-nucleotide messenger RNA. RefSeq names its product GroES-like protein. The record is from RefSeq and is a predicted model, not a curated record. Gene Ontology annotation, molecular function: zinc ion binding; oxidoreductase activity. Bases 480 to 1586 code for a protein of 368 amino acids. The transcript is spliced from 2 exons. NCBI's taxonomy places the organism in Eukaryota, Fungi, Basidiomycota, Exobasidiomycetes, Exobasidiales, Brachybasidiaceae.